AUGGAGAGAAUGGAGUUGCCAACAACGAUUUUGAUAGGGAAGAUGAAUGUGGGAUUUGCUUGGAGCCAUGCACCAAAAUGGUCUUGCCUAGUUGCUGUCAUGCGAUGUGCAUCAACUGCUAUCGUGAUUGGAACACACGAUCAGAGUCCUGCCCAUUUUGUCGAGGUAGCUUAA
Molecule: messenger RNA, 174 nt
Organism: Ilex paraguariensis (yerba mate)
Lineage: Eukaryota; Viridiplantae; Streptophyta; Magnoliopsida; Aquifoliales; Aquifoliaceae
Source: the annotation of a GenBank genome assembly